This is a messenger RNA of Parasteatoda tepidariorum (common house spider), 1296 nucleotides long. RefSeq names its product general transcription factor II-I repeat domain-containing protein 2-like. NCBI's taxonomy places the organism in Eukaryota, Metazoa, Arthropoda, Arachnida, Araneae, Theridiidae. The record is from RefSeq and is a predicted model, not a curated record.
AUGGAUGAAAGUACAGAUAUCAGCGAUACUGCACAGUUACUCAUAUUUGUAAGAGGAAUCAACGCCCACUUUGAAAUUACAGAAGAACUUGCAGGGCUGCAGUCAAUGAAAGGAACAACGACUGGUGCCGAUAUAUUUUGUGAAUUUGAAAAUUGCAUCGAUAAACUUCGUUUACCUAUUGAUAAGUUAUGUAAUGUAACUACAGAUGGUGCUCCUAAUAUGGUUGGAAUCAAUCAAGGAUUUGUUGGGAAAUUUAAUUCUAAGUAUCCGGAAAAUGAUGUUGUUUUUUUGCAUUGCCUUAUACAUCAGGAUGCUCUCUGUAAAUCGGCUUUAGAUAUUGACCAUAUACUUAAUAUUGUUGUAAAACUAGUAAAUAUGAUUCGUUCCAGAGGAUUAUUACAUCGCCAGUUUCAACAGUUUUUGGAGUCCGUACAUGCUGAGCAUUCCGAUAUCCUGUAUUAUUCAAAAGUUCGUUGGUUAAGUGCUGGAAAAGUAUUUGAAAGAAUUUGGGAUUUAAAAGACGAUAUUGUGAAUUUUCUUCUUGAUAAAGACAUUUAUAAUCAAUUUGACGUCUUAGAAAACGAAACGUGGCUUUCUGAUUUCGCUUUUUUCACAGACCUCCUCGUACACAUGAAUAUACUUAAUCUCAAAUUGCAAGGGAAAAAUCAGUUUCUUCACGAUAUUUGGCAAUACCUGAAAAGUUUCAAAUUACAGUUAUUAUUAUUUGCUAAUCAGAUCUCUAAAUCUGAUUUUUCUCAUUUUCCAAGAAUACAAUCUUUAAAAUUCACUAUAUCAAACAAUAAGAUUAAAAAAUACGAAAUUAAUUUGAGAAAACUAUCUUCAGAAUUUGAAAGGAGAUUUCAGGACUUUAGAAAAAUGGAACCAGAGUUUAGUAUUUUUGCGACCCCAUUCAAUGUUAAUUACGAAGAAGUUGAUGCAAAAUUUCAACUUGAGUUAAUAGAACUGAACUGUAAUACUCUCCUGAAACAAACUUUUCAUACAGUACCAUUACUAGAAUUUUAUAAAAAUUUAAGUCCAGAUAAUUUCCCAAAUCUAAUUACUCAUGCAAUGAAGAUAAUGACAAUGUUCGGCUCAUCUUAUAUAUGCGAACAAAUCUUUUCAACAAUGAAGCUUAGGAAAACUUCUUUAAGAAACAGAAUUACAGAUGAGCACCUUUCAUCAGUUUUAAGAAUUUCUGCUUCGCAAAUGGAACCGGACUAUGAUGAAAUUUUGAAGAAACAGUCUCAAUUUCAUUUUUCUCCUGCACCAUCAACCAGUAAUGACACCAGAAAAUAA